AUGUCCAAUACUAGCAGCCCGAAAAGCCGGUCCCCGCGAUCGCCCCAGGAUCCGUCGGCAGCAGUCAAUGAAACAAUUGCAGUUGACGAGGCUCAAGAUGAGGAGGAGGACUUAACCUUAGGGUCUGACGCUGAGAGCUCGACGGCUUCUGUUUCAUCGAGCAUUCUUAAUUAUCGUACGAUCAAUGGCAGGACGUUUCAUAGUGAGAGGGGAAACGCAACCUACUGGGGAUCGAAUGAUGAGCGCCAAAGUGAUGCCAUGGAUAUCGCCGACUUUGCGGACAAAUUCCCUGGGUGCGAGGUCAUCGGCACCGAUAUCUCACCCAUCCAACCCGGCUGGGUCCCACCUAACUUGAAGUUCGAGAUUGAAGAUUGCACUCAACAGUGGACCUUCCCAACUGACUCAUUCGAUUAUGUCCACCUUCGUUAUCUAGUCGGCUGCAUUCCAGACUGGACAGAGCUGUUCAGUCAAGCAUACAAGACUCUCAAGCCCGGUGGCUGGGUUGAAAGCUUUGAAAUUUCCCCAACUGGAGAAAGUGACGAUGGUACUGUCACAUAUGACUCUGCAAUGGCUCAAUGGGGAAGGAUUUUUAUCCAGGCUUCGGAGAAGAUCGGCAAUAGCUUUACUGUUGUCGACGAUAAAGUCCAGAGGCCUGCUUUGCAAGAAGCGGGAUUCGUCGAUAUCCACGAGUGGGAGUUCAAGGUAGCGUACAAGACCAUUCUGCUACGGUACUAA
Molecule: messenger RNA, 735 nt
Organism: Fusarium musae
Lineage: Eukaryota; Fungi; Ascomycota; Sordariomycetes; Hypocreales; Nectriaceae
Exons: 3
Coding region: 1-735 (244 amino acids)
Molecular function (GO): methyltransferase activity
Source: RefSeq, a predicted model, not a curated record